This is a messenger RNA of Coccinella septempunctata (seven-spotted ladybird), 1038 nucleotides long. RefSeq lists its product as uncharacterized. The transcript is spliced from 3 exons. Lineage: Eukaryota; Metazoa; Arthropoda; Insecta; Coleoptera; Coccinellidae. The record is from RefSeq and is a predicted model, not a curated record. Bases 142 to 828 code for a protein of 228 amino acids.
CGAUGAGAGACACAUUCAAGAGGGUCUGCAGGGGAGCCUCUUGUACAAAUUGGCCUGCGGGGGGCACAAAGGCGACGCAGACGGGACCCUGAUGGAACUCAUAGCCCCCAAGCUGAGCUGCACCCAGACGGACUGCAAGAUAUGCAAGACGAAAUCGAAGACCGACAAGAAACCGCCGAAGAAACUCAGAAAGAAGCCUGGAGACGAACCUCUCCUAGCCUCCUCCAAGACCAACGAACUCCAGAACCUAUCGCCCAAAGCUGCCGCCCAACUGCUGAUCCAGAACAUCGGCGAGAUAAAAUCGAAGAAGAGCUCGACCAAGUCGCAGGUCAGCGAGAAGAACCUCAACCGGUACAGGGACGCGAAGGGCAAGCGCAAGAACUCCAGGAAGACGCUGGCGCAGGACUCCAGGCUGGCCAUACACCAGCGACUGGAGGAGAACUUGGUCAAGAAGAUAUUCAACAACAACAACAACCACCACGUACCUCCCAUGGACUUCGUGACCAAACAGGCCGCGGUCCAGAAGCUGGUGCCGUUCAAGGAUCAGUUCCAGAGGGCCCUGAAAGCGCCGGAACUGUACCCGAGGCCCAAGAGGUCCAACGUCACGCGGCUGUUCCCGUACAUCAACGAUCCGGACAACAAGGUCUUCCAGAACAUCACCGUGUUGCCCGUGAAGGUCUUUUACGAUUUCGAGCCGCUGAAGGACACGUCGGAGAAGAAACUGGAGGAAAUGGACCAUGUGGAAGGGUCCAGGACCAAGCAGGGGAACCCCCCGGUCAACAUAACCUCUUUGUCGGAGACGGACGAGUUGGAGGUGUCGACAGUUGAACGUCCAAGACCUUCGACGGCCGGCGAUAAGAAUUCCAAGAAGAAGAUGGCUGGUAAAAGACGCACAGGUACCCCCAAAAGUCCAAUCUACGGCUCAAGACAAAGCCCUAAUAAAUACGCAAAUCUACCUCCAAGCCCCAUGGGGCAACCCAUCGAUGUGACCCUGACUCGGAAGAGCAAAGAGAUCCUCUGCGUCAACCAGGACCCUUG